GAUAUACGGUAAUUUUCAUUAGGACCAGAGAAGAUGAAGCAUCAAGAACAGAUACAGGUGUAUGUUAUAAGAUGGCGUCCAUCACAAUGUUCAGUUGAUCCAAUAGCAGAAAUUAUACUUGAUGAUAAUGAUCCUAAGGAUGUUAUUGAAAAGCUGUCAGAGUUAAGUGGAGUUCCUGCUCAGUAUAUCUAUUGUGCAGAGUAUGGAUUAUUACCAGUUGAGAUGUCAUGUCUUGAUAUUGAGAAUAAGUUGAAAUGGUGUUCCAUUACUUCAGACAGAUCCUCAUUAGGACUAUACAAUGAUGGACAUGUCGUAUAUUACAAAGACAAUAGAGAGAGAAUGAAUAGUUAACAGAUAAAGAG
Amphimedon queenslandica is the source of this 362-nucleotide messenger RNA. RefSeq names its product ubiquitin carboxyl-terminal hydrolase 47-like. The record is from RefSeq and is a predicted model, not a curated record. The coding region runs from base 34 to 351 and encodes 105 amino acids. The transcript is spliced from 4 exons. Lineage: Eukaryota; Metazoa; Porifera; Demospongiae; Haplosclerida; Niphatidae.